This is a messenger RNA of Rhinichthys klamathensis goyatoka, 2000 nucleotides long. RefSeq names its product transcription factor 25 (basic helix-loop-helix) (gene tcf25). NCBI's taxonomy places the organism in Eukaryota, Metazoa, Chordata, Actinopteri, Cypriniformes, Leuciscidae. The transcript has 17 exons. The record is from RefSeq and is a predicted model, not a curated record. Gene Ontology annotation, cellular component: RQC complex. Gene Ontology annotation, molecular function: protein binding. The coding region runs from base 111 to 2000 and encodes 629 amino acids.
UUCCUAUAUGACUAUAGCGUCUACUCUUGAACAUCCUCAAGUUUAUGAGACAUUUGGGGUCGAGUCCAUGCGAGAUUAUUGAUCACUGAUCAGUUGAUUUGACGUCCAUCAUGUCGAGUCGUGCUUUGCGUAGGCUGAAGGGCGAGCAGCGCGCUCAGGCCGCUUUACACGCGCUCAAACUUACUGAGGAAGAUGACAAAGAUGAAGACGAGCAGAUGAAGACUAACACACAAGCAGCCCAUAAGCAGAAAAACAUCAGCAACAUAUUUGAGCUGAUAGGUGAGGCUGAUGUGGAUGUAUGUCCGUCAGAUGAGGAGCCCGCAGAGGGAAUCAAUGACAGACAACAAGGAGCUCCAAUGGGGAAAGAUGCUGUGAAGAAUGAGAAGUCAAAGAAAAAGAAGAAGAAAAAGUCACCUGCUGAGAAUGGAAAGGACAAUUUGGGUGCGGGAGAUAAUAUUGACGCUAUUUUAGAGACCCUGGAGAAGAGUAAAGGCCUGUCGCGUCAGAGCACAGACAACAGCGCCUCUGAACACAGACCUGUGUUGUACGUGGAACACAGGAAUCUGAAUCCAGAGACCGAGUUGAAGAAGUAUUUUGGAGCACGGGCCGUUCUGGGAGACCAGAGAAAAAAACAGAGACAGAGGCAGUUUCAUCGUUGCUCGUGGAUGACUGUUUAUAAAGACACGUGGCCCCGCUUCAGUCGACCAGGUAUCUCCAUGAGUCUAGUGGAGUCUAAAGAUGGCAUUCAGCACUUCACCUUUGAACAUAAUCGUGACUAUCAGCAAGUCCAGUUCAAGUUUUUUGAUGCAGUCGAGUCAAUGGACCCCAACAACAUUGUGGUUCUUCUGCAACUCAACCCAUAUCAUAUUGAUUCACUCCUGCAGCUGUCAGAUGUAUGUCGCAUACAAGAAGAUCAAGAGACAGCCAGAGAUCUCAUCGAAAGGGCUUUAUAUAGUUUUGAGUGUUCAUUCCACCCUGUGUUCAGCCUGACGUCUGGCAUGUGUCGACUGGACUAUCACAGACCAGAGAACAGGGCUUUUUAUUUGGUGCUGUUCAAGCAUGUAAUAUUUCUGGAGAAGAGAGGUUGUCCCCGCACAGCCCUAGAGUACUGCAAACUGAUUCUGAGUCUGGAUCCAGAUAAUGACCCUCUCUGCAUGCUGCUGCUCUUUGACUUCCUGUGCCUGCGCUGUCGCGAGUACACCACCCUCAUCCGUCUCUAUGAGGAAUGGGAGGUCCAUCGAAAUCUGUCCCAGCUGCCAAACUUUUCCUUUUCUGUGGCUCUUUCCUACUAUCACCUCAGCCAACAGGAAGACAUUUCACCUGUGGAGAACCAACAACUAAAGCAGAAAUCCAAUGUGCUCCUGCAAAACGCUUUAAUCAUGUUUCCUGGGGCACUGAUGCCCCUUUUGGACUUAUGCACAGUUCAGCCUGAUGCUGCAGUGUCUUCUCAUGCAUUCUUUGGACCUUCAAUCCAAACUGGGCAGCCUCCUGCACUCUCAGAGUUAGUGUCCCUGUAUGUGGGCCGCUGUCACAGCCUGUGGAAAGAGGCCGGACAGAUGCUCUGGUUGGAGGAGAAUGUCAGAAAAGUGCUCAAGAGGGUCGACACACUCGACCCUUAUGUGGAGGACUGCCAAAACAAGAGGAAGCAAAGAUACCAGAGUGCUCCCAGGAAUAUCCAUAGACAUGUGCUGAUGUCUGAGAUAAAGGAGGCAACAGCUACUCUUCCUCUAGAAGUGACCACACAGCCAGGAAUGGGUUUUGACCCUCUCCCUCCUUUGGACUCCAUUUUGUCUUACACCAGACCAGAAAGGCAGAACAUGGGGGCCUCAAAUGAAAGCACAUUGUCUUUGUUUUUCCGUUCACUGCUACCAAACUUCAACCUGCAGGUGAGUGAAUGUGCCACAGUAUGUCCAAGCACAAUUUACUUCUGUUUAGAAUUUUCAGGUGGUGUCUUAUGUACAUUGUCACAAAACAUUGUCACAAAAGUGUAUAAACAUUAG